AUGCCUCCUGUGUCUCUGUGCGUCCUCCUGCUCGCGCUGCUGGCGCCCCGCUUAUCUCGCGCUCAGUUCCCACGAGCGUGCGCGACCGCCGAGGCUCUCGCGACUAAGACCUGCUGCCCCGCGUGGGCAGGUGACAGCUCGGUGUGCGGCGCGCGUUCCGGACGCGGGUUCUGCCAGGACGUGACGGUGACGGAGCUCCCGAACGGGCCGCAGUUCCCGCACAGUGACGUGGACGACCGCGAGCGCUGGCCGCUCGUCUUCUACAACCGGACGUGCCGGUGCGCCGGUAACUUCAUGGGCUACGCGUGCGGCGAGUGCAAGUUCGGCUACUACGGCGCAAACUGCGGGGAGAGGCGCGAGAGUCUGAGGCGCAACAUCUUCCAGCUGUCGGCGGCGGAGCGGCAGCGCUUUAUCUCCUACAUCAACCUGGCCAAGAACACGGUGAGUCCCGACUACGUGAUUGUCACCGGCACGCGCGCGCAGAUGAACGACAGCGCGAGCCCGAUGUUUGCCAACAUCAGCGUGUACGACCUGUUCGUCUGGAUGCACUACUACGUGUCGCGCGACGUGCUCCUCGGCUCCGGUAACGUCUGGCAGGACGUGGACUUUGCGCACGAAGCGGCCGCCUUUCUGCCCUGGCACCGCGUCUUUCUGCUCUUCUGGGAGCGCGAGAUCCGCAAAAUUACCGGAGACUUCAACUUCACCAUCCCGUACUGGGACUGGAGAGACGCCUCCGACUGCCAGGUCUGCACCGACCUGCUGAUGGGAGCGCGCAGCCCCCUGAACCCGAACCUGAUCAGUCCCGCCUCGGUCUUCUCCUCCUGGAAGGUGAUCUGCAGCCUGCCCGAGGUGUAUAACGAGCGUGAGGUGCUGUGUAACGGCGAGCCCGAGGGUCCCCUGCUUCGUAAUCCUGGCAACCAUGACCACGAUCGUGUCGACCGGCUACCCACCAACGAUGAUGUUGAGUUUGUACUGUCACUCAAACAGUACGAGACCGACACCCUCGACCGGCGUGCCAACAUGAGCUUCAGAAAUGUUUUAGAGGGUUUUGCAGAUCCAGCGACGGGCAUUGCGGUGACGGGUCAGAGCACCAUGCACAAUUCCCUACACAUCUUCAUGAACGGCACUAUGUCAUCAGUUCCAGCAUCAGCUAAUGAUCCUAUAUUUCUACUGCAUCACACUUUUAUAGACAGCAUCUUUGAGCGAUGGCUGCGUCUUCACCAGCCCCCUCGCUCACUCUACCCAGAAUCCAACGCUCCCAUUGGUCAUAAUGGAGGCUACAACAUGGUUCCUUUUAUACCUCUGUUUAAAAACAUGGAUUACUUUAUUAACUCCAAAGAGCUUGGAUAUGAGUACACCUACCUACUGGAUCCCACUCAGCGCUUCAUGCAGGAGUUCGUCUCUCCGUAUCUGGAGCAGGCGCAACAGAUCUGGCCCUGGUUACUUGGAGCCGGAAUCCUUGGCGCCCUGGUCGCCGGGGCUGUCGCCGGGGUCAUUGCUAGGGUCGUUGGCGUGACACGGCACAGAGGGCCUGACAGGAAGAAGCAAUACGGAGAGAAACAACCUCUACUAAACAGCAGCGAAGAGGAGACUACAACCUCAUAUCAGACCUCACUCUGAACACACACACACACACACUUACACACACAUUAAAGGGCUUUUUUGUGGUUGAGUUAUUAAGGGGGUUGGGGAUUGUGGUGGAGAAAGGAUCUUGCACAAGAAAAAUAUGGGGGUGAGUGUGCAGGUAUGCAGUUCACACUCUUAUCAUCAUCGCUUUCUUCACCCAAGCUGGGUUGGCAAUAGGACAUGAGGAUACAGUAUAUACCUCGGCCACACCUGAACCCCUCCAUGUCAGGCUAAGUAAAAGAUUUUAGUCGGAAAUGGUUAAAGUUUAGCAAAUUAUUCUGGUUUUGUCCAUUUUUAUUAAUGUAAGUUUAAUGAAACACACACAAAAGACCCAAAGACUUCUGUACUGUAAUUAUGUGACUAU
Messenger RNA from Trichomycterus rosablanca, 1990 nucleotides. It is a transcript of the gene tyr, whose product is annotated as tyrosinase. The record is from RefSeq and is a predicted model, not a curated record. Bases 1 to 1620 code for a protein of 539 amino acids. Gene Ontology annotation, molecular function: tyrosinase activity. Gene Ontology annotation, biological process: melanin biosynthetic process; pigmentation. Lineage: Eukaryota; Metazoa; Chordata; Actinopteri; Siluriformes; Trichomycteridae. The transcript is spliced from 5 exons.